ACGAAGCCUCAGUCCGGCCCGGGCGUCAUUGAGUAAACAAUGAAUGUUAGUCCAGUAAUGAACUUUAAAUGUUGCCUUUCGUUGUGUCAAGCCACGAUCGACUAUUCCCCUGUAUGUUAAUAUGAAACCGUGUGUAUGUCCCUCACAAAGUGCUCUGCAUAAAAUAUGAUAGCGUAUCGUACCGUGUCCAGCGAGUGGCACGUAUUUCACAUCGCGGGGUGAGGCUGUGAAACGAGAAGUUGAUUGUUCAUCCGCAAAGCUACCUUGUCUUCAUAUGCUGAGAAUUUCGGCAUGCAUUCUGUCUGCAACGGCUGAACAUUCCUGAACACGACAUCUGAUGUCGCAUCUGUAUAAAAAUGCGUUCACAAUACCUAUUCUUCAGACGUCUAACCCUAAGUCGUGCGUGAAGUGGUCCAUCAAAGAACGUACCAUGAGUAUGUUCACGUUUUGAUCUUCGAACUGUGAAAAGGUGUGCAGAUAAGUGUUGUGGGAUUCUAGGUUGUGUGAGCAAGAUAAAAAAAAAACUCCAAAGCGCCACAUGAGACGUUCGUUAUAAUAGCAGCCACCACAUAGGAUGUCAACCUGGGCUCGCAGAAUGCACCGUGGAGCAACUACGCUGGGGCAUGUGGUUACCUCGUGUGGUGCUUCACCUGUACCAUACCCUACUCGUUUGGAGAAAGUCAAGUUCGGUGUGCCCCUUGAACACGUUUGCAAGGGCACUGAGGACUUGCCGGGACCCCUGCUUGUAUUAGUGCUGAAGCUGAACAAGGAGGCUCCCCGCAAGAAAGAUGUCUUCAGAGCCCCAGGCCACCAGGGAAAUAUCAAGAAACUUGUGCACUUCCUGCACCAGGGGCGCCUUGUCAAUAUGGAUAAUUUUUCUGUCUAUACCAUUGCUUCUGUGCUCAAGAAAUUUUUACGUAAAAUUCCUGGCGGUGUCUUCGGGCCCACGCUGGAAGAGCAGUUAUUCGCUGCCAUGGAGAUGCAGCAACUGGAGGAGCGCCGGGAACGAGUACAGGUGCUGCUAGCUUCCUUGCCCAUCGUGGCUCAGCGACUUCUGGUGCUACUCUUUGGCACCUUUCGUGUCAUUGCUGCGUCAGCUGACCUGGCUCGAACCGGUAUGACAUCCGAAGCGCUCGGGGUCAGCGUUGCUCCGUCUUUCUUCCAUUCCUGCGUGAGCAGUGGAAAGGUGGCCCGCAUGGAGGACGUUGUGCGUUUCAAGUCAGCCACUCGCAUCACAAAGUUCCUGAUUGACAAUUUUGGCAUCAGUAACUUGUUUGGUAGAGACAACUAUGAGUACUAUGCCCGCCUCACGGGCAGGGUGCUCAAAGUGGAAGAGGACUGGAUCUUUGCCUUCCGAUACCCUCCUGACAGCCUCGUGCCUCGCAAAACAUCGCUGGAAGCCGAAAGAUCUUGGCUACGCGCAGAAGCCCAACGUUGGGGCCUCCUGCACCAGUCCACCCCGGCGCUAGCUGAACUGCAGUACCCUCUGGAAGGAAACUUGGACGCACGAGUCAGCAUGUCCCUAGAAGACCAUCGACCCCCAAAUGCACCGUUGCCGCAAGCGCGCUCGCUCUCUUUCCUGCCCCUGGUGCACGAGCGCCAAACGGCCCGUAUGCGCACGCGCUCCGAGUGGUUCCUCACUCCGCAAAGUGGCCUGCCGCUGGUACCGGCUCCCCCGACUCCGGUGCCCGGACCUUCCGCCGCUCGGGCCCCAAAACGGCGCUCUUCUUCUCGCGACAAAGAGAACGGUCCACCCGUGGUGUCCGAGCAAGAUUGCACCGAGCUGGACGUGCGCACCUUGCAUGUUACACUAACGUACAAGCCUCGCAUUUGAUGACGGAAGACUGUGCCUUCGUUGACUAAAACGGUGGUCGCUUAGGUCACCACCCUCUGCCCCGCCAGUGGCAAUGACUAUGGUGACAGUGACCGUGAGACACUCUAAAGUGUAUUCCCAGCUGGUCAUUACAGUGCAAGUGGAACGUGGUUUGAGCCACAGUUGAGGUAUUGAAACGAGUGUGGUGAGAAGGCAUUGGUUUGAUUGUGCUCGGCAAGGUGCUGCUCCGGCUGAUUGGCCCAACAGGGGGACGGGGGUCAGAGGGAAGCGGUCUUACUGCUGUCCUCCCCACUGAAUUGCUGAACUGAUUUCAGGUCAAUCUCCUACAUUCCAUGUUUCGGCAGCUCCGUAAUGUAAUGUAGCCCAAAUGUCAUUCUCUUUCGUCUAGAUUCCGUCUAGAUUCCGUUUAACUACGAAGUGUAACGAUGCUUCAGUGUAAUCAAGCUGCUUUGGAGCUUCUGAAAUUGGACAGAGCUUUGUGCUCUUUAGAUAAUAACAUACUUAUAUCGUACUGGGUUCAAAUUCAUCUUCAAUGUAUUGGCUACAACAAGUAUUUUUGCAGUCUCCAGUUUUCUGACAUGGGAGGUUAUUGGUGUACCAUCAUUCUGUGCUUACACUUAAUUUCAGAUUUUUUUUAAUGCUGAGCUCUGUAGGCUUUUAGUCUUCAGUUUCUCUGUUCUUCACUUUAUAAAAACUGAAGUGCUCCUAUGUUAAUGAGGAGCAAAGCAUGCAAAUACCUGUGAAGUUCUACAUAUGUAUUCUACAUAUCACAUUCUUGCACUCUCAGUACAAUCUUCAGCUUUCCAUUUCAGCUCAAAAGGACAGUUCAGCUCAAAAUGCAGACACAUUGUCACAUGCUUCCUCAUGGAUAGGCCAGCUGUUUAUUCUAGAGAUUCAAGGAGUACUAUAUGAAACUGUACGUGUUGCAUUCCUGCUCUGCAUGUACUGCAACAACGUGUGAGCUUUAAGGGGUCCUAAACACAACUGACACAGGUUUGACAUCAAGAGUUUGCAUUUGCGAAGAACAAGGCUAAAUAUCAAUUUAUCCUUAUUUUUGGUUAGGAUUUUUUUUUUUUUUUUUGUAGAUUCAUGACUCAACAUUUUGUUGAAGAGCAUAACCCAGCUCCCUUGAUGAUAAAGCAAAAUAAUAUGUCACAUGCAUGGGUGCCGCGUGGGUUUUUUCCGGGGAGGGGAGAGGGGGGGCAGUGUGUUUGGGGUGGCGGAUUUCACGUUAAGGGGUCUGCACCUAAUUCUGUGUGUUGACUGCGCCCGCAACUACAUUGUCUUGGCUCAGAAACACUACGUUUCUGGAACGUAGAGAAAAAAAAAAGGAAUCUUAUUUUGUGCUUGUGUCGCAACGGCAAUGUUUCCUUGCUGAAGCCAGGAGGGCAACUGCCCCCCUUUCCCCCCAUGACAGUGCCCCUGGUUACAUGAUAAAACUACAUUAGUGCCUUCAAGCCCAAGGGGGUUGCAUUUUGAAGAGCGGUACUGUGGUAGCUUACUAGUCCAUGACAGGGCUGUCUUGAGGCCUGUAAGUUUGGUUCCGAUGUCAUGUUAUCUAGUUAUGACUUUGUUAUGGUUAGGUAUGGUAACCACAAAAAUGGUUACGAUGCCCUACAGAUAUCCUGUGGUACAAUUUGACAUAUAACACGAAGUAAUGCAGUCGGCGGAUGGCAACAGAGAUGCUGCAUCUUUCGACAGAGAUUAUUUGCUCAGCUUGGGUAUUAUUUAGUAGUAACUGUGAUUUGACGCUUCAAUGUUCAAGCGUACCACGGUUCUAUUAAAAGGUAGCUGUAUUUCAAAUCAUAUUGCGAUGCCUUGUCCUGUGCAGUUUAAACCAGUGGACUCUGUUCUCUAUGAUGAUGCUUGAAACCAUGCCAAAGACGUGCUUAAUCCUAUGAAAUAUUGUGAGAUGUUGCAAGUGACUGAUCGGUGCAAGCUGCCAAAGGGUCCUCUUGCGCUUUGAGGCAAGACACUGUGCAAGGCCCUUUGUUUUCUGUCCCUUUUUCUUUCUUUUUUUUUUUUCUUUUUUGCAGUUUUACUGCUGUGAACACUCUUUAUAUGGUUGUGAAGUGCUUGCUCCACCCUCUUUGCAACUGUCUCGUUUAAAAAGUGCACUCCGAAGUGUAAGGUCUAGAUUCUAUUUUUGCUUCUAGUGUUGGGGGCCAAAUGCUCAUCCUACCAUUCGUACAGAUAUUCCUCCUUUGCCCGGAGAAUUUUGUUAAUAAAGGCAUCACACUGGGUGCAUAAUUUAUUGCAGAAGACAAAAAUGUGAAUUAUGUGUUUCGGGAGAGCCAGUUAUAGUCUGCAUGAGAAGUGACCUUUGCUUGAACUGUUGUCUGUCUUUGCUAUUAUAGCAUCAUAACUUCAUGUGUACCCAUUUUAUGAACUGUGCUUUCCCAUCUUGCCAACACAUGGCAGGUUAUGAGAAUCGGCCUUAUGCAUGCCAAAGUGUUAUUUGUGUACAUAAGCUUUGUGACGAAGGGAGAUUCUAUGAGGAAGAUGCCUUUUGUUAACGGCUUUCAAGACUUUCACGGUUAAAGACUUUCAAGGUCUCUGCUUCAGAAUGUGCAUGCCGUGAAACUUUGUUCCCUAGCUCAAGGAAUCUUGUUGUAUCCCAAAGUUUUGUUGUCUUGCUGAAGAACAUAAUUCUUCAUUGCCUUUGUUUUACAAAAAGUAUACAGGUGCUUCAUUAUUUCUUCUGGUAUGUUUUAAGUGUUUUUAAUCGUUGUUUAUCUUUUUUGUCGUAUUGUUCCUCUGAUUUGGUGUUCAGAAUACUAUUGAAUGCAGUCAUUCCUACACUGAUGUUCCACCCGCCGUGUUUCUUUGUCAUACCUUAGUGUUCCCAUACUUCCAUGCACAUUAUUUAUUUUUCAUUCUUAGUUUUCUCCCCGCAGUACUACAUAGGGUGCCAUACGCACCAUUAAUGUUAAUACCAUUACCACACACAUGCAUUGUACAGUGAUGUCUUCCGACUUUCUUUCGACUUUUCUAAUUCUCCUCCGACAGAUUUGCAUGGAUACGUUUCAGUGCUAUCUACUAUCUUGAAAUGCAUCAUGGUAACUGGUUCAGAUGCAUGGUGACAUUGACUGCCACGCUGUUUUUUUUAAAUAAAAUGUUGUGCAGUUGC
Ornithodoros turicata is the source of this 4964-nucleotide messenger RNA. RefSeq lists its product as uncharacterized. Gene Ontology annotation, biological process: signal transduction. The transcript has 6 exons. The record is from RefSeq and is a predicted model, not a curated record. NCBI's taxonomy places the organism in Eukaryota, Metazoa, Arthropoda, Arachnida, Ixodida, Argasidae. The coding region runs from base 575 to 1834 and encodes 419 amino acids. Gene Ontology annotation, molecular function: GTPase activator activity.